Messenger RNA from Miniopterus natalensis, 1943 nucleotides. It is a transcript of the gene SOAT1, whose product is annotated as sterol O-acyltransferase 1. The record is from RefSeq and is a predicted model, not a curated record. Gene Ontology annotation, cellular component: endoplasmic reticulum membrane. Lineage: Eukaryota; Metazoa; Chordata; Mammalia; Chiroptera; Miniopteridae. Gene Ontology annotation, molecular function: cholesterol binding; cholesterol O-acyltransferase activity; fatty-acyl-CoA binding. Gene Ontology annotation, biological process: cholesterol metabolic process; cholesterol efflux; cholesterol homeostasis.
CAGGCACGGGCCCCAGGUAACACAAUGGUGGGUGAAGAGAUGUCUCUGAGGAAACGGCAGCCGAAGUCCAGUGACAAUCCUGAAGAAGAGGAAGACCAGGGAAACUCUGCAAAGCAGUCCCCAGAAACAACUAGUAAUGGCCGGGUUGACAUGAAAGAGUUGAUAGCAAAGAAGAAACAGUUGACAGCAGAGGCAGAGGAAUUGAAGCCAUUUUUUAUGAAGGAAGUUGGCACUCACUUUGAUGAUUUUGUGACCAAUUUCAUUGAAAGAUCAGUAUCAUUAGAAAGCGGUGGGCAUACUCUCACAUCCUUUUCUGUUCUUGGAGGAAAGAACAACCAUAGAGCUAAAGAUCUAAGAGCACCUCCAGAACAUGGAAAGAUUUUUGUUGUAAGGCGAUCUCUCUUAGACGAGCUUUUUGAGGUGGACCACAUCAGAACGAUAUAUCACAUGUUCAUCGCCCUCCUGAUCCUGUUCGUGCUCAGCACGCUGGUGGUAGAUUACAUCGACGAGGGGAGGCUGGUGCUUGAGUUCAACCUCAUAUAUUAUGCUUUUGGCCAAUUACCUGUUGUUAUAUGGACAUGGUGUGCCAUGUUCUUGAGUACACUUUCAAUUCCCUAUUUUCUCUUUCAACAUUGGGCGAGAGGCUACAGCAAGAGUUCUCAUCCAGUGAUCCACUCUAUUUCCUAUGGCUUGCUUUUGAUGGUCUUCCAGAUUGGAGUUCUAGGUUUUGGACCAACAUAUGCUGUAUUAGCAUAUACCCUGCCACCAGCUUCCCGGAGCAUUAUUAUAUUUGAACAGAUUCGUAUGAUAAUGAAGGUCCAUUCAUUUGCCAGAGAGAAUGUGCCUCGGGUACUAAAUUCAGCUAAGGAGAAGUCAAGCACUGUCCCAGUACCGACAGUCGGUCAGUACCUGUACUUCUUGUUCGCGCCUACGCUCAUCUACCGGGACAACUAUCCCAGGACUCCUACUGUAAGGUGGGGCUAUGUUGCUAAGCAGUUUGCACAGGUGUUUGGUUGCUUAUUUUAUAUGUACUACAUCUUUGAGAGACUCUGUGUCCCCUUGUUUCGGAAUAUCAAGCAAGAGCCCUUCAGUGCUCGGGUUCUGGUCCUGUGUGUAUUUAAUUCCAUCUUGCCAGGUGUGCUGGGGCUGUUCCUUACCUUUUUUGCCAUUUUGCACUGUUGGCUCAAUGCCUUUGCUGAGAUGUUACGCUUUGGUGACAGAAUGUUUUAUAAGGAUUGGUGGAACUCCACAUCCUACUCCAACUAUUAUAGGACCUGGAAUGUGGUGGUCCAUGACUGGCUAUAUUACUAUGCUUACAAGGACUUUCUCUGGUUUUUCACCAAGAGAUUCAGGUCUGCUGCCAUGUUGGCCGUUUUUGCAGUGUCUGCGGUCGUGCACGAGUACGCCUUGGCUGUUUGCUUGAGCUUUUUCUACCCGGUGCUCUUCGUGCUCUUCAUGUUCUUUGGAAUGGCUUUCAACUUCAUUGUCAAUGAUAGCCGGAAAAGGCCAAUUUGGAAUGUCCUGAUGUGGGCGUCCCUUUUUGCGGGCCAGGGAGUCCUCCUGUGCUUUUAUUCUCAAGAGUGGUAUGCACGUCAGCACUGUCCUCUGAAAAAUCCCACAUUUCUGGAUUAUAUCCGGCCACGUUCCUGGACUUGCCGUUACGUGUUUUAGAAGCUUGGACUUUGUUUCCUUCCUUGACACUGAAGACUGGGUAUCUGGCCUGAUUUGGGGCCAGCAUCUCUUUCCAGCUGUUACUGAUGAAGUUAUCUGUGUUAUUUGGACCACUCCAGGCUUGACAGAUGACUCACUUCAUCUAGGUCAUCUGAAGCUGAGCUGUUGGAAGUUUACUGGAAUUAUGUACACUUAAGCAGUACUUUUUUUGUUUUGUUUUGCAGAGAAGGGAGACUUAAUAGCUAACGCAAUGACAAAUCUUUUCUGGGUCA